Messenger RNA from Dioscorea cayenensis subsp. rotundata (Guinea yam), 964 nucleotides. RefSeq names its product expansin-like A1. Gene Ontology annotation, cellular component: extracellular region. The record is from RefSeq and is a predicted model, not a curated record. NCBI's taxonomy places the organism in Eukaryota, Viridiplantae, Streptophyta, Magnoliopsida, Dioscoreales, Dioscoreaceae. The coding region runs from base 44 to 853 and encodes 269 amino acids. The transcript has 5 exons.
UUCAUAUGCCACACUCUUCUCCUGCUCAAGUUCUUACAACCAGAUGGCUACUAGUGUCUUCAUCUUGCUCUUUUCAUCAUCUCUUUUACUUUCCCUUGCUUGUGCUUGUGAUAGAUGUGUUCACCAAUCCAAUGCUUCUUAUUCCACUUCCUUCUUAGCUAUUGCAGCUGGAACUUGUGGGUAUGGUGCUAUAGCUAUGGAUUUUAAUGGAGGGUAUGUUGCUGCUGCAAGGCCAGCUCUCUACAGAGAAGGUCUUGGUUGUGGGGGUUGCUUUCAGAUAAGGUGUAAGGACUCCAAGUUAUGCACCACUGGAGGUGUUAAAGUAGUCCUGACAGACCUCAACAAGAACAGUCAAACUGAUUUUAUUCUGAGCAGAAAGGCUUUCAUGGCUUUGGGGAGACCUGGAAUGGCUCUGAAACUCAUGAGACUGGGCACUGUAGACAUUGAAUACAAAAGGAUUCCAUGUGAGUACAAGAAACAUAACUUGACAGUGAGAGUGGAGGAGACCAGCCAGAAACCAAGCAAUCUGGCAAUCAAUUUCCUCUACCAAGGUGGUCAGACUGACAUUGUGCUUGUGGAUGUAGCUAAGGUAGGAAGUUCAGACUGGAAGUACAUGACUAGGAGUGGCCAUAGUGCAGUGUGGAAUACCAGCAAUGCUCCGGCCGGAGAAGGGCUUCAGUUUCGAUUGGUAGUGACCGGAGGCUAUGACGGAAAAUGGGUCUGGACCGAGAAGGAGGUUCUUCCUGCUGACUGGAAGAUUGGAUCAAUGUAUGAUUCUGGUGUGCAGAUAACUGACAUUGCUCAAGAAGGAUGUUCACCCUGUGACACUGGUGACUGGAAGAGAAUUAAUUAGUUAAAGAGAUAAAAAUUUAGUCUUUGUCUACACUUGAACAGUGACAGUUUGAUACUCUUUGUUUACUUAUGUACAAACAGGUUCAUUGAUAGUAUGUAAGAAGAUGGCAUA